Mesorhabditis belari is the source of this 2394-nucleotide messenger RNA. NCBI's taxonomy places the organism in Eukaryota, Metazoa, Nematoda, Chromadorea, Rhabditida, Rhabditidae. The record is from the annotation of a GenBank genome assembly.
AUGGCCAUCAAUACUCCAUCAAUAUCUCUUUUUGAUGGUCGUUUUAAAGAAGAAACAUGGAUACAAGAAAAGAUCAAUAAACUGAGCCUCAAAAUGCUUGAUGAGAAGCAUUUCCUCGUUCUCUCCUUUUGCUACAAUGCCGAGAUUUUACGUCACCUCGGCACUUGCCCACCCGGGUUUAACAAACCGGUUGUCGUGCUGCAAAACUGGAAGACCUUGUUGAAGAAUCACCAAAACGAGCUCUCACUGGAGAGCGAUUUCUAUUCUAAAGGCCUUUUCCUUCGACGAGCUGCCGACAUUACUAUUUCAAAGCAAAUCAAGAACCCAGUCACCGACAUUCAAUUGAUGAUCUUGACAUGCGCUCUUCUCAAGCUAUCGAUUAUCUACUUUGAGUCAGCUUAUUCGAAAGUUAUAGAUGAUUUGAAAACGAUCGCCGCUCUCGAGCUGCUCGAAGCGAACGUUUUGCUCAAUCAAUACCUUCCUCAGUAUGAAAUCAGCGAUGAAGUCGAUACAUUACUAAACGAAGAUCUAUUAGCCGAGCUUUGGGUGAGCUUUGAUCUCCCCAAGCCAGCCUCAUCCACUCUCUUCGAUGAUUUCAGUGGAACUACUGUGCAACUCGACACCGAGUUCCUUAAUGAAUGCGUUGCUGAACUUUGGCGAAUGCGAGAAGAUCGAGAUUUCCUGACACGUGUUAGCUGGUUGGCCUGUUUCGAGGAUCAGAUUUGGAGUGCUGUUCACGAGUGGUUCAAGAGCAUUAAAGUCCUUCCCUCAUCUCCACGGAACACAUCAGCCGAUGGGCGAAAGUUAUAUCCACUUGAUCUUGAGAUCUACUUCUUGAUGUGUGGAGCCUCAGCAGCGUCCUCUCAAGUGCAUCCAGAUCCACUUUUCCCAUCGACUGUAGCCAAGAUUCAUGCGAUCACCGAAAAUCAAAUAAAAUGCUGGAAGAUGGCUCUUGGAUCGCUGUGCACUAAUGACCCAUUGGACAAUGCCUCUCACAUGUACUUUCAAUGUAUCAUCGAGGCGACUCGUCUCGAGAAACCCCCAAGUGGAGUGAGAACGAUUUUCAGGGUCUUUGACUAUCUACGAGAAAGAGGUGACGACUACGAGUGCCAAAUGCUUGCCGAGAAAUUCGCUCAAAGACUUGUCGAGUUGUCGAUUGGAUCGAAAAUUGUCGAUCAUGAGGAAACGCAUACGUUGUUCCCAUCCGUCGAGGAGCCACUAGAUGACAAGGAGCGACGGAUUGCACACGAAGAGGCCUCAUCUUUUCUUGCUAUGUGCGAUUUGCAACGUGGUUGGCACAGUCAAGCCGAGGCUCGAAUCAAACAGUUCAACUCCACCGAAAGCAAACAGAUCUUACUCGAGAUCUACACUUUAUGGGCAGAGACAUCAACCGGUGAGCUACAAGAAGACGUCAUCGCGAAGCUAGAACAACUACAGGCGGAUCUCUAUGGGCCGAGUGCAAUCCUUGCAAGCAUUCACCAAAAAGCGUCCUCCUCUCCGGUGGGAAUCUCGUGGAAAGCAUUGGACACAUCGGCUUUUAUCACCUCUCCACGAAGUGUAAAGAGCAACAAAUCGAUCAAGUCUCCCACUUCUGACAUAUCAUUCGUGAGUGCCACCUCGGGCUACUCGAUCUCCACCCGGCAACGAUUCCCUGAAAAAGAAAUAGAUCCCAAUCGAAUCCCCACAACUCCAAGCUCACCACAAGAUGAUUAUAAAGAUGCAAUGCCUAUUUUGUCACCUCAACAGGAAAAUCAAACAUUGGGAGCUCGCCACUUGCCGAAGCCUCCCGUCUUCUCUCCAUCCACUCCCACAUCAGCUCUUGAUCGUUCAACAGCUCCCCGUUCUGUUGAGAAUAGUUUUUAUGAAUCACAAGCCGAGAAUUUUGUUGUUGAAAUGGCCAGUUUGACUUUCCUCGAAGACAAGCAGAGAAAGCUGAAAGAACGUCUUAUCACCAUGCAAAAUAACAUGAAAAAGACUAUUGAUGAGGCUAAUAAGCACAAUGAGGAGAUGAGUAAGCGGCUCGAGGCAACGAAAAUCAUAAGAUCUCCCGAGCCACCGAAGACAUCGCUGUCCGUUGAUCAAGCAAAGAAACUGGCCGAACUUGAGGCUCGCUUGGGGCAAAAUCCGAGCACCCAACUCAAAUUGAAUCCAGCCUCUCAAAUGUUACCCCCAUUUCCUGCCUCUUCGGCUCUCAGCUUUUAUGCAAAUCAAGUCCAAGCCUCUCUCCAACAAGCUUCACAGACUUUUCCCACUCAAAAUCCAAUGAGCUUUCAAUCACCGAUCGGAAUCUCGCAACUCUCCAAGAACACAACAUUUGGACAAGGUGUUCCGAUGAUGAAACCUCCACUCCUUUCAACGCCGACUAUUCCACCCACCUCAUCCACUCAACAGAAU